AUGGCAGCCUCACGCUCAGUCGACAUCAGUUAUGUGCCCGCAGAUUGCGGCUCUGUUCUUCCAGGAAAAUCCAAGGCACCCCAGGCCUUCCAAGACGUCGGCAUUGUAGACGAGCUACGCAAGUCUGGCAUCCCGUCCGUCUCAGAACACCACGCUCUGGAUUCUCCCGCAACGUUCAAAGCAACAACUUUUUCUCCGGGCCAUGUCCGCAAUGAAGACGUCAAUGUAUCCGUCUGCCAGUGCGUACGUCGCACCAUCGCGCAAAACCUCAGCGCCUCAUCCUCCGUCCAGCCACCUUUCCAGCUGAUACUCGGCGGAGAAUGUGGUAUGUCACCUGCGGUCCUUUCUGCCUUCUGGCAGCAUGCGGGCUCGCAGUCACCUCCCGCGCGAGUGGGCCUCGUCUACAUCGACGCAGAUACCGAUUUCGCCUCGCCCACCGACCCCAACUCUACAGGCAUCUUCGCAGGCAUGAACAUGACGCACCUCACCGGGUCGUCCGGCGCACUUCAGAGCAUGAAGCAGUUCUCCCGCCCGUCCGGCGAGCCCGUCUGCGACUCGUUCAACACGGUCCUGUUCGGCACCAACAUGUCCUUCCCCGGAAACAAGCCCGAGCACUUUGCAUAUUUCUUCGACAAUGACUACAAGGUCUUCAGUUCAGCCUCCGUGGCGCGCGAGCCCGAGAAGCGUGCGGCGGACGCACUGAGGUAUCUCGAGGAUAGAGUCGACGUUAUCAUGGUGCACCUGGACGUUGACUCGAUCGAUCCGCGGAUGUUCCCACUAGCACACCUGCCGAACUUCACGGGGGUUGAGUUUGAGGAGAUGAUGCGGGCGUUGAAAGUGUUUCUGGGGAGUGAGAAGGUUGGGGGCUUGACGAUUGCUGAAGUCAAUCCCGAUCAUGACCCAGGGCUGGAGAUGGUGCGGAGACUGACAGGUCAGGUCGUGGAGAUGUUGGCUGCGAGGAGUGGGAAGGUGGAGGGCUCUCAAGGACUCUAG
Diaporthe amygdali is the source of this 993-nucleotide messenger RNA. RefSeq lists its product as uncharacterized. NCBI's taxonomy places the organism in Eukaryota, Fungi, Ascomycota, Sordariomycetes, Diaporthales, Diaporthaceae. The record is from RefSeq and is a predicted model, not a curated record. Gene Ontology annotation, cellular component: cytoplasm. Gene Ontology annotation, molecular function: arginase activity; manganese ion binding. Bases 1 to 993 code for a protein of 330 amino acids. The transcript has a single exon.